Salvia miltiorrhiza (redroot sage) is the source of this 1491-nucleotide messenger RNA. RefSeq names its product bifunctional UDP-glucose 4-epimerase and UDP-xylose 4-epimerase 1-like. Gene Ontology annotation, molecular function: UDP-glucose 4-epimerase activity; RNA binding. Bases 238 to 1326 code for a protein of 362 amino acids. The transcript is spliced from 9 exons. NCBI's taxonomy places the organism in Eukaryota, Viridiplantae, Streptophyta, Magnoliopsida, Lamiales, Lamiaceae. Gene Ontology annotation, cellular component: cytosol. Gene Ontology annotation, biological process: galactose metabolic process; rRNA processing. The record is from RefSeq and is a predicted model, not a curated record.
AAAUUGCCAGGUAAAGAACAUUCCUGAGAAACACCGCAACAUCCAAUUCGGAUUUAUCCGUUUUGUUGAAUUUAUUCCAAAAGGAAUUCCUCUUUUUACUCAAACUCUCUCUCUCUCUUCUCUCUCUCACUGACUGACUCAUCAUCCACACGACACGCUUUUCUAUUUAAAUCCUAAAUCCCUGCAACAUCACGAUACACACGCACUCAAAAGGCGCCAGGUUUGUUGAUCAUUUCAAUGGGAUCAUCAAUGGCUACGAAAGAGAGAAUUUUGGUUACGGGCGGCGCCGGCUUCAUCGGCACGCACACGGUGGUGCAGCUGCUCAAGGAGGGCUUCAAGGUUUCCGUCUUGGACAACCUCGACAAUGCCGUCGAAGAAGCAGUUCACAGAGUCAGACAGUUGGUCGGCCCCCAACUCUCCCAGAAUCUCGAUUUUCAUUUGGGCGAUAUCAGAAAUGUGGAGGAUUUGGAGAAAUUGUUUUCUCAGAGCAAGUUAGAUGCAGUAAUCCAUUUUGCUGGGCUUAAAGCUGUUGGUGAGAGUGUUGCUAAUCCUAUGAGAUAUUUCGACAACAAUUUGGUUGGAUCUAUUAAUUUAUACAAAGUCAUGGCAAAAUAUAACUGCAAGAAGUUGGUUUUCUCCUCAUCUGCGACGGUUUAUGGUCAGCCCGAUAAAAUUCCAUGUGUUGAAGACUUUGAGUUGAAGGCUAUGAAUCCUUAUGGUCGCACAAAGCUUUUUCUUGAAGAAAUUGCUCGAGAUCUGCAGAAGGCGGACCAAGAAUGGAGAAUCAUUUUGCUCAGAUACUUCAACCCGGUUGGGGCACACGAGAGCGGCAUGCUUGGAGAAGACCCUAAAGGGAUCCCAAACAAUCUUAUGCCUUAUAUAACACAAGUGGCUGUUGGUAGAUUACCCGAGCUAAACGUUUAUGGUUACGAUUAUCCGACACAUGAUGGUAGCGCGAUUCGAGACUACAUCCAUGUUAUGGAUUUGGCAGACGGCCAUGUGGUUGCUCUGGAGAAGCUUCUGCAACGCAAUGACAUAGGUUGCGUUGCCUACAACUUGGGGACUGGCCGUGGCACAUCCGUCCUUGAAAUGGUGACGGCCUUCGAGAAGGCAUCAGGCAAGAAACUCCCUAUUAAACUCUGUCCAAGACGACCGGGAGAUGCAACAGCUGUUUACGCAUCAACAGAUAAAGCUGAGAAAGAGCUUGGUUGGAAGGCGAAAUAUGGCAUCGAUGAAAUGUGUAGGGACCAAUGGAAGUGGGCAAGCCAGAAUCCAUGGGGAUACCUAUCCCAACCUAAAUCUGAAGCCAACAAGGAGUUGUACUAAGCUCUCAGCUUCUUCGUACAGUUACGCGUUCGUGCUUUUGAAAUGAUCUUCUACAUUUGACAACAUAUUUCUGGGCAAAUCCCCCCUCCCCCUUAUUGUAUUUUGGAUGUUGUAUGUGAUAAUUUUGCAUCAAAUGCAAUGAAUAAAGCCAAAUUAUUAACUAGU